Molecule: messenger RNA, 1215 nt
Organism: Salarias fasciatus (jewelled blenny)
Lineage: Eukaryota; Metazoa; Chordata; Actinopteri; Blenniiformes; Blenniidae
Gene: tmem265
Product: transmembrane protein 265
Exons: 2
Coding region: 125-1189 (354 amino acids)
Source: RefSeq, a predicted model, not a curated record
CCCGGCGCUGCGGGAGGCGACAGAUUCACAUCCAGAUCGCGCCUCUGCAACAAGCACGGAGCCGGCGGGGGGACGGAGAUAUCUGCCAUGCCAGAUCUGCACGGAGGACGAAACCCUGAUAAGCAUGGUGCCCACGCCCCAGGUGUGCGUAUCAACCCUGGUCACGGUGAGCACGAUGGCAGUGGUGGACCUCUACCUGCUGGAGCAGAGCAUGCUGGGAGCCCGCGGUCUUUCAGGACCGAGCGUCUGGCAGUACACGGCCGUGUUGCUAGGUGAUGUGGGCUUCCUGCUCGCGCUGCGCUUCGUCUCGGCCGGCGUGGUGUCGGAGGCGCGGUCGCCGCGCCGCGGCUUCGCCAACGCCCUCUGGUUCCUGUUCCUGUCGCUGCUGCAGCUCAAGCUCUUCUUCGUCUGCCACAACUACAGACAGGAGCGCCGGCCCCCCGACCCGCUGGCCCGGAAGACCCUGACGCUGCUGCUGUCCAUCUGCCUGCCCUCGCUGUUCCUCAUCCUGACGGGGGCCGACCACAUGACCCCGCAGCGCAGGAAGCAGGAGGUGCGGGGCCGGCUGCUUUGGGUCGUGGUCGACCUGCUGGACGUGUUGGACCUGCAAGCGGGGCUGUGGGAAUCCCAAGGAGGGUCCGCGGCGGGCACUGGAGGGGCGGCUGAGCAGAAGCUGCCCAUCUGGGCGGAGGGCCUGGUUUUCUUCUACUGCUACGCCCUCCUGCUGCUGCUGCCGUGCGUGGCGCUCACGGAGCUGGGGGCUACAGGUCUGCCGGGGCAGAGGGGACCCCGUAAGGAGGCGCUGUACCCUUGGCUGAGCUUAGUCACUAUCAACAUUUUCACCCUGGCCCUGAGGGGCACGGGCAUGCUGUGGUACCGGGACCCCCGCGUCUCAACUGUGUUCCUGGGGAAGAACCUCCUGGCUUUGGCGGUGAAGCUGAGCUCUGCCUGGGAAAGACACAAGCAGGAGCGCGGCGCCGCGGGAGCGGGAGCUGCAGCUGGAGCGGAACCGGGAGAGUCGACCCUGCCAAGCCAGAGUGCAGAGCAGGGAGAGGGUCCGGCUCAGGGGAAGGUGCCCCCCUCUCACUAUCACACACUGACUCGCUCCCAGAGCCACACGCUCUCCCACGUCAGUCUGGAGCCCUCGGCGGCGCCUUUAGGACCCUCUUUCAUCUCCCACGAACUCUAGAGAACCACCCUGGACAUGCAUGCAUG